Messenger RNA from Culex pipiens pallens (northern house mosquito), 4582 nucleotides. RefSeq names its product probable beta-hexosaminidase fdl. NCBI's taxonomy places the organism in Eukaryota, Metazoa, Arthropoda, Insecta, Diptera, Culicidae. Bases 1429 to 3594 code for a protein of 721 amino acids. The transcript has 9 exons. The record is from RefSeq and is a predicted model, not a curated record. Gene Ontology annotation, cellular component: membrane. Gene Ontology annotation, biological process: glycosaminoglycan metabolic process; ganglioside catabolic process; carbohydrate metabolic process. Gene Ontology annotation, molecular function: beta-N-acetylhexosaminidase activity.
GAACAACUCGCAGGUUCUCUCCUCCAUCACCCCGUCAUCGUCGCCCGAAUCCGCGCACCGCGUUUUUUGCUUUCUUGCUUUAUUUUUGGGUCGCGCUCGCCGUCGUCGUCGUCGAUUCUCUCUUGCGUGUGACAGAGCUAGUGACUGUGGCCACGGAGAAGCCCCCACUGGCAAGUGCCUGGCAGCAGCCAGAGUGUCAAACUUUGUGUGCUUGUUGUUGUUGUUCUGUGUGGCAUCGAUUCUUCCGUAGGAGUAAGUGGUCCCCUGGAGGAAUUCUGGGAACGUCCCGGACUGCUGGCAGUGUUGCAGUUGCCUGAAGUAGGUCGUAGUGGCCGCGUUCCGUCCCAGUUGUCGCGCCCGAACCGUGUGUUACACAAGAAAGCAAAUUUUGCAUCAUCAAAGAGAAGCGAAUCGUUUUAUGCAACGGGGUAAAAUACGGAUUGGCGAAUCAGGGAAGCCGUGAUUGACCGAGGAGAGCUUGGUGUUCUGUUGGGAAGUGUCCUUGGACGCGGGGAUUAGCAGCAAAAAGAAAAUUUCAAGAAUUGUAUCAGGGAAAAAGAGCAAAUUUAGAGAGUGUCCCCCUUCGUCCUCCCCAUCUCAACAGGGAAAAAGGCCAAUAGCGUCGUCGUGUGUCCCCAAGUGAAGUGUCCCCCCCCCUCUUUAAGGAGGAAUAAAAAGUCGGUCGAAGAAGAAACCGAAAAAAGGUCAGAGUAAAGCCAGUAAAAGUAUCCAUAAUUAAUUGCGUUUGGAAAGGAUUGAAUUUUUGACGCCAAACCGCAGCAGCAGCAUCGGUUUUUGGCCACGAUUCGACGGGGAGCUGAAAAAGCUGACUCAGGGGAGAUUCAUCUCGAGAGAAGAAACAAAAAAAAAGAAAGGAACCAGCAGACCGAAAACCGACGGAGCUGGUGAAAUUUAAGAGUGGCUGCUGCUGAAGAAUCUUGAUUCGGAAGGAGUGUUGUGGCAGAUUCAGCGGUCUCAGAAGCCUCUGCCUGGUGCCCUCAACGUUCGUCUCGUCACCCCCUUGAAGCCCAACCGUUCGUUCGUUAAGUCUCGCCGCAGUUCUUUCAUGAGACAAAUUGAAACAAGCAAAAAAAAAAAAGUAAGCAAACUCUCCAUCAACUUGUCUCGCCGCCCGUCAACCUCGAAGAACUCUCCUCCGUACAAGUCAAGUCUUGGAACUAACGAUUCCAGCAAUUACGACGACGACGACGACGACUUCAGGAACAUCAGCGUUGAGAGGACGCGGGCAGAGUGAAGUUCUCAGUGGUUGUGCCAAGUGUUACCGAAAAUUAUUACUACAGUUAAAAGUUCGAUAGUUAUAAGGCUUCGAAUCUCUUCAAACUAAAUCCACCUGACUGGAAUGAGAACAAGUUCGAGCAAAAGAGACGCAAAGUUUACAGAUGUUGUAUGCCUUACUAAACUAUCAAGAUGUUGCUAGCAAAUGACUAUUUUAACAAGCGCAACUCCCAGCAGCGGAACCUGCGGACCACGGUGCUGACAAACUUUAUCAAAAAGAUGGCCUUCACGGGAUCGCUCCGGAAGACGCUGUUCGGGCUGCUGCUGGUGAUGGUCUUCCUCGUGAUGUUCCUGUACUGGAACGAGAACACCGGCUCGCUGAAGCCGGCCGGAUCAGCCCUCAUCUUUGCGGGAAUCUUCAACCGAGACGGGGGAGGACAGGGCGCAGGAGCAGGGGGAGGAGCACUGGGUGGGAUGCCACCGCCGAAGAUAAAUCCACCGGAGAAAACGUGGACGUACCGGUGCGUCAACAAUCGCUGCGUCCGGCAGCACUACAUCGAGCAGGGCGAUUCGGAGAGCUCGUACGGUGGCAGUACCCCGGGCAAGCGGGUACCCUUCCUGACGUGCACCAUGACCUGUGGCCCGAUAAACAUCUGGCCCCAGCCCACGGCCAAGGCCACCAUCGGCAGCAAGACGUCCCGCUUCCGGCUGGCGGACCUCAACGUGCACAUCAAAGCGGCGGCCCAGCCCGUCGAGGGUCUGCUGCGGGACGCCUUCGGAGUGUUCAAGGAGGAACUGCGCGCCACCUUGGCGGCGCACGGAGCCGCGGGGGAAGACGGAGAAGCGGUGGCGGCGGCUUCGUUGGUGACCGAGAGCGGGAAGGAACCGGGCAAGGAGCCUUCCGCGGACGGUAAGAUUCACUUUUACAAACCGGUGGACGAGAACCGGUACGACGUGGACAAGUUUGACGUUCGGAUUACGGUGCUCAAGUCGCCGGACGUGUACCUGACGAUGCAGACGGACGAGAGCUACAACCUGUCGGUGACGCACACGGCCCGUAGCCUGGUGGCCAAGGUGUUCGCCAACAGCUUCUUUGGGGCGAAGCACGCCCUCACGACGAUGCAGCAGCUGGUGUGGUUUGACGACGAGGAGCGCGUCCUGAAGAUACUGAACAAAGCCUUAAUCGAAGAUGUGCCAAGAUUUAACUUCCGCGGCCUUAUGCUGGACACCUCGCGGCACUACUUCUCGGUGGACGCGAUCAAGCGCACCCUGGUGGGGAUGUCCCACUCGAAGCUGAACCGGUUCCACUGGCACAUAACGGACUCGCAGAGCUUCCCGUACGUGUCGAAGCACUAUCCGCAGCUGGCACGCUAUGGGGCGUACUCGGACCGGGAGAUUUACACGACGGACGAUGUGAGGGAGGUGGUGGAGUACGCGCGGGUACGGGGCAUUCAGGUGAUUCCGGAGAUUGACGCACCGGCACAUGCCGGCAACGGAUGGGACUGGGGACCGAAGCACAAUCUGGGCGAGUUGAGCUUGUGUAUUAAUCAACAACCGUGGAGUUAUUAUUGUGGGGAGCCGCCGUGCGGACAGUUGAACCCGAAGAACAACAACACGUACUUGAUCCUGCAGCGGUUGUACGAGGAGUUGCUGGAGCUUGCGGGGCCUCUGGAUUAUUUCCACCUGGGUGGGGACGAGGUCAACCUGGAGUGUUGGCAGCAGCACUUUAACGAGUCGGACAUGCGAACGCUGUGGUGUGACUUUAUGCAGCAGGCUUAUCACAGGUUACAGGUUGCGAACAAGGGGGUGGCACCGAAGCUGGCGGCCGUCUGGUCCAGCGGGCUGACCAGCUAUCCGUGUCUGUCAAAGAACACCUACGCGGUACAGGUUUGGGGCGGUUCCAAGUGGCAGGAGAACUACCAGCUGAUCAACGCCGGAUUCAGUUUAGUGAUAUCUCACGUGGACGCGUGGUACCUGGACUGUGGAUUUGGCAGCUGGCGGUCAACGGGUGAAGGCGCCUGCUCGCCGUAUCGCAACUGGCAAACGGUGUACAAACACCGUCCCUGGGACGAGAUGAAGCUGACCUCGCUGCAGAUGCGCCAAAUCCUCGGCGGCGAGGCGUGCCUCUGGACGGAACAGGUGGACGAAUCGACGCUGGACUCGCGGCUGUGGCCCCGGUCAGCAGCCCUCGCCGAACGCCUCUGGACCGACCCGGUCGAGGAAGUGUACAGCGAAUCCGUGCCGAAGGAAACGUUCAACCGGAUGUCGGUCUUCCGGAACCACCUGGUCGAGCUGGGCCUGCGGGCGGAACCGAUCUUCCCCAAGUACUGCGCCCAGAACCAGGACGAGUGUGUAUGAUAUUUCGCGAACCCGUUCUACUAGAUUCUGGCGAGGAAUGAUUGUUGCUAGGUUUUCGUAAGGGAUGUACAUAUUUGUAGAACCGUGUAGGAUAGAAUCACACACACACACUCACUUAAUUAAGGUUUCAGCAAGCGCGUGAGAUUAGAAGCCACACACCGAACAUGAUAGGACCGCUAAAUCAAAUACCAAGCAAGUGAGAAUCGCCGAUGGUUGUAUACUAAAUAAGAACAAAAUGACCGAAAAAGUAGUUCAUGAAAUACAAAACAAACUUUUCAGAAGCAAAGUAUAUUUUUAAACUAUAUUUUAGAACUAUAAAACAACACUUAGUUUCAAUACAUACACACACACUGAACACACCUGCCUUGCCGGCGCCAGAUAUUACGCAGUCGUGACCGAAACAAAUCAAACAAGGAUAACCUAAACUAAAUAUCUCAAUCAAAUCGUCUGUACUUACUGUUCGGAGAGAACAAAUCGAUAGAUUUCUGCAUCGCCGCGCCGCAAGAGUUUAUCCAUUUUAUUUAUGCAACCACCCUUUUCGUUGCUCUCUACUUUUAAAAGAUGAUUCGGUUUCGCGUAGAAGCAGUGAUAACAAAACGAUGCAUUUGCCUUCCCUGUUUUUGUUGCAGUGACCAUCCCCUUGAAUUGUGUGUUGCUUGGUGUGCCUCUUGGCAGUGCAGAAACGGAGGAACUCCGUAUUAUUAGUAGUCACAUUGAAUUUAUGAGUAGGUUACGCGGGACACACCGACAUUUUCGUUACACAUAGAAACAACAAGAAUGAAAAAUAAGUGCUCCUGAGUGGGGUCCGAUCGGCGGAGGACUAUUUGUUGAUAUUUGCGAUAUUAGGUUUUUAUUAUCUAGAGGAAACAUGAUAAGUAUGACUCGAACAAAGUGGUGAAACUAACUAGCGUUUUUUUUUGUUUGUUUUUGGAUGCUCUCUUUCCCCCUGUUAGGACAUUAAAAUUGAAAAUAAAUUUAAUAAUUUCCG